CCGGAUGGCAAACCGGAGACUAGCCUGUCAUCACGCAGAGGCCCUAAUCCCCGCCCCCGGCGGUCCGCCGCAAGCCCUCGGGUGCCGGAGUGGGGUGAGUGGGGCGGGGCGACACGCCCCUCCUUGGUUACGAGCCGCGCGACUGGUGGUGUGUGGCUGCGGCUUCCGCAAGGCUUGGGGUCUGAACCUGGUGAGUAUCUGCAGGCCAGGAGCAGACUACGUCUCUCCAUCGCAAUCCCUUCCUCUGGGAGCCGGGGUGGAAGAUGGACCCGGAGGAGCAAAUGCACUAUCGGACUGCAGUUGGAGGGAUGUCCUUGUCGGCUGGGGCAACUGCCUGGGGGCCUUCUGUUUCUCGGGGCUGACGGUGGCGGAUGUUGGGGCAGAGCGGCAACGCGGAGGUGGUGGUGCGGCGGCGAGGUUCCCGGGCUCUGGCGGCGGCCACCGGUCCUUGUGAACAAAGGAGAGGAAUGGGGAGAAGUUUCGUAGAGUCCUAAAGUGCCCCUUGACCGUUGCGGGUUGGCUGUAGAGCUCCCGGAUCUCAGGCAGUCCCUGACCCGCGCUGUACAUAGAAACCGUUGCUACUGCUGGAGGAUGCCGUUUCCUUCCGGUCUCUGGCUGCAGGUGGCGCCCAGCCCUGUGGAUGCUGGAAAGAACGUGCCUAGGUGGAAGAAAACCAUUUUUCGUGUUACUAACCCGUUGCAGUUUGUGCUGGAGCCAUGACUGCCAAAGAUUAUCCAUUAUUGUGGGGCUUUGGAACAACAAAAACAUUUAAAAUACCUGUUGAACAUUUGGAUUUCAAGUAUAUUGAAAAAUGUUCAGAUGUUAAACACUUGGAAAAAAUUCUUUGUGUGCUCAGGUCUGGUGAGGAAGGAUAUUAUCCUGAACUUACUGAAUUUUGUGAAAAGCGCCUUUCAGGCUUGGCUCCUGGAAGUAGAGCUUUGAGGAGAGAGAAACCUGCAGCGACAGCAGCCAGUUUCACACCAGAAGAAUGGGAAAAAAUUGACGGUGAUAUAAAGAGUUGGGUAUCAGAAAUUAAAAAAGAAGAUGAUAAAAUACACUUUCAAGAAAAUGAAACAUUUCCAGCAAUGGAAGAUAAUUUGCCUCCAGUUCGUGGUUCAACCAGCCAUCUUCAUGUUGCCAAGGAAAAAAAUUCUAAAAGUAGACCAGCUAAAAAGAAAAUUCCGAGGGAUUAUGCAGAGUGGGAUAAAUUUGACGUGGAAAAGGAAUGUGCGAAAAUUGAUGAAGAUUACAAAGAAAAAACUGUAGUAAACAACAAGUUGCAUUUGUCUAAAAUUGAGACAAGACUAGAUACAGCAGGUCUAACUGAGAAGGAAAAGGAUUUUCUUGCUAUUCAUGAAAAGGAGAAAGGUAAUGAAGCUUUUAACGCAGGAGAUUAUGAAGAGGCUGUGAUGUAUUAUACUCGGAGCAUAUCAGUGCUUCCCACGGUAGCAGCCUAUAACAAUCGUGCUCAAGCAGAACUCAAAUUACAGAACUGGAAUAGUGCUUUUCAGGAUUGUGAAAAGGUCUUGGAGUUAGAACCUGGGAACUUAAAGGCUCUUCUGCGCCGUGCCACUACGUAUAAACAUCAAAACAAGCUCCAGGAAGCUAUAAAAGAUUUGAAUAAAGUACUGGCUGUUGAACCUGAUAAUGAGUUGGCCAAAAAAACCUUGUUAGAGGUUGAAAGAGAUCUGAAAAAUUCUGAACCUGCAUCUGAGACUCAAACCAAAGGGAAAAGGAUGGUUAUUCAGGAAGUAGAAAACUCAGAAGAUGAAAAUGAAAAGGACAGUGGAAGAAAACAUGAAGAUGGCAUUGGAGAUAACCAGGCCGCGGAGCCGGCGCCUGCCGGGCGCGCCGCCGAGCCGCGCGCCAUGGGCAACAUCCAGAAGAAGCUGACUGGCAAGAGCGAGGGCGGCAGGCGGCCGCAGAGGGGCGCGCCGCGGCGGGGCCGGGCGCCGGAGGCCGGCGCGGACAAGCGGGACCGGCCGCGGGCCCCGGCGACGGCGGGCGGCUCCAAUGGGCACCCGGGCGGCGGGCGGCGCUCGGGGGGCCCCGCGGCCAGCGCGCCCCCUGGUCCCGGCGCGUCACCCGGACCUGGCGCGCCACCGGCGCCGGCGCCCGCCGCCCCAGUCGGCCCCGCCGGCCUGAAGAGCCAAGGCAACGAGCUCUUUAAAAACGGGCAGUUCGCCGAGGCGGCUCUCAGGUACUCGGCGGUGAUCGCGCAGCUGGAGCCUGCAGGAAGUGGAAAUGCAGAUGAUCUAAGUAUCUUAUAUUCAAAUAGAGCAGCAUGUUACCUAAAAGACGGAAAUUGCAGUGGCUGCAUUCAAGAUUGUAACAGGGCUCUGGAACUUCGUCCAUUCUCAAUCAAGCCUCUUCUUCGACGAGCAAUGGCCUAUGAAGCUUUAGAGCAGUAUCAGAAAGCUUAUGUGGAUUAUAAAACAGUGUUGCAAAUAGACUGUGGAAUCCAGAUAGCAAAUGACAGUGUUAACAGGAUAACAAAAAUCCUAAUGGCCCUGGAUGGACCAAGCUGGCGGGAGAAGCUGUCGCCCAUUCCUGCUGUGCCCACUUCUGCACAGUUGCGAGCUUGGCGGCCUGUGGCAGAGACGCCGCCAGACCAAGUGGGAGGUUCCUGCAGCCAUCACCAACCGGGCAUCACAGAAGGAAGAUGCCGGGAACUUCUGCCAAGGCUUUUAGAUGGUUCAGCAGUCCUGGGGAAAACAUGGAGAUCUCUAGCUUCUAGAAUCCAUUAUGAAUGGGGCCUGGCACAAAGCGUUUACUCAGUAAAGGAUGAAGAAAUGUUUAAAACCCUUAAAGAAGAAGGAAAUCAAUGUGUAAAGGACAAAAACUAUAAAGAUGCCCUUAGUAAAUACAGUGAAUGCUUAAAAAUUAACAAGGAAUGUGCCAUUUAUACAAACAGAGCCCUCUGUUACUUGAAGCUGGGCCAGUUUGAAGAGGCAAAGCAGGACUGUGACCAGGUGCUUCAGACAGAUCUCGGGAAUGUGAAGGCAUGCUAUAGACGAGCUCUUGCUUACAAAGGACUCAAGAAUUAUCAGAAAAGUUUAAACGAUCUCCAUAAAGUUCUCCUACUAGACCCAAAUAUUAUUGAGGCAAAAAUGGAACUGGAGGAGGUAACCAGAACCCUGAGUGUUCAGGAGAAUGCAGCAUUAUUCAACAAAGAAAAGGAGAGAAGGAAAAUUGAGAUUGAAGAGGUGAAUGAAGGCCAGAAAGAGGAGCCUGAAAGGACCUCGGAGGACGUCUCCACUGACUCCCGUGCUUCUGAGAUGGGGGACACAAGCAACGGGCCACGAGAAUUCUAUGAGAAACUACCAAUCCCCAAGCCUAACAAUGCCUACGAAUUUGGCCAGGUUAUAAACGCAGUCAGUACUAUGAAAGAUAAAGAAGCCUGUGCACACCUGUUAGCCAUCACUGAACCGAAAGACUUGCCAGUGUUGUUGAGCAACAAACUUGAAGGGGAUACAUUCCUGCUCCUCAUCCAGUCUCUGAAAAAUAAUCUUAUGGAUAAAGAUCCUUCUUUGGUAUAUCAGCAUCUUUUAUAUCUGAGUAAAGCAGAAAGGUUUAAAAUGAUGUUGACACUGAUUAGCAAGGGCCAAAAGGAGCAGAUUAAACAGCUCUUUGAUGACCUCUCAGACACACCAAACAAACAUUUUACUUUAGAAGACGUGCAGGCCCUCAAAAGGCAGUAUGAGCUUUAAAUAAAGAUUAUUGUUAGAUUUCUUCCAUGCAUGUAUGUGUCCCAGUAAUGCUAAUGAGUAAUUAGCUAAUGCUAAUUGUAAUAGAGUUGCAUGGAUAAAACCUGGCUUAGAAAAGAUCCCUUGGUCUGGACUAUAAACUAUUUUACUUAUUUUUAUACAUAGAACACAUAUAUUCUACAAUCUGCUUUUUAUUAGUUGUAAAUAUUUUCUUAUGUACCAGAGCUAACAUCUUUAUAUUUAAUAAUAAGUAUAUCUGGAACUCGUUAAGAUGCAUUUUAAUUUAUAUUAUACAUUUUCUUUUAAUAACUGACUUGUUAAAAUUUUGAGUUAAAUUACACUUCUUUGGGUAUGAAGGAGUCCUGUUAAGUUUGAUAGAAAUGUAUUUCUUUACAGUUCAUUUUUAAAAGUGAAAAUCAUUAACAGUGAUUAUUACAUCACUUUUAUUUCCUGCUAAGAUAUAUAUAUAAAUCCCAUUUUAUACUACUUGUGGAUUACAGGCCUCUAAGAUGAAAUGUAACACUUAAGUCUAUAACAUGAAAUGAUUAUUAAAUAAAUUGUGAUUAUUAAUUUAGA
Molecule: messenger RNA, 4283 nt
Organism: Orcinus orca (killer whale)
Lineage: Eukaryota; Metazoa; Chordata; Mammalia; Artiodactyla; Delphinidae
Gene: SPAG1
Product: sperm associated antigen 1
Exons: 20
Coding region: 717-3710 (997 amino acids)
Cellular component (GO): mitochondrion; cytosol
Molecular function (GO): heat shock protein binding
Source: RefSeq, a predicted model, not a curated record